Rotaria socialis is the source of this 783-nucleotide messenger RNA. The record is from the annotation of a GenBank genome assembly. Lineage: Eukaryota; Metazoa; Rotifera; Eurotatoria; Philodinida; Philodinidae.
AUGACUCGCCGAUGUGUUGCAUGUCACGAGAUUACCCCACCCAAUAAUAUUAAUUAUUGUCCUAAUUGUGGACACGACUUUCGUAGACGUCCGAUUCAGCAGCCAUCAUCAAAUGACAACGAUGGCAAGUUAUCGCACUCUUGUGAAUAUAAGAGUGUUUGUGUAGAAUACCUUCGAUCCUUGAAUUGGAACAAAGAUUUAUUUAAUCGAGAAUUUAAUCGUUGUUACUGUAAAAAUUGUUAUCGAGAUUCGUUUCCAGAUACUCUUACAGAAGCCGGCUCACUUUAUGUUAUCCCACGUGGUUGGUGCCGAUUCGGUCUUCAAGUGGAUAAGGUACGCGCCGAUGUAGAUAAUAUCUGGCGUAACUGGAUUGUGACCUAUCAUGGGACAUCAGCGGUAGCAGCGCAAUCAAUUGUUGCUCAUCGACAAUUCUUAAUACCUGGCGAUAAACGUAUCGAUGGAAAGAAAAUUGCCAUACUCCCUGGGCAUAUCGAUGAAAAAUUUCAUAUUUAUACGUCACCAACCAUUGCCUAUUCAGGUCAUCCAGUCUAUUGCCCGUCAGUACGAUUUCAAUCGAAUAUAACAAAGAAAUAUUAUAAUGCACGCAUCGUACUUCAAUGUCGACAAAUGCCAGGAAAAUUUCAAGUUCAGCGAGAAACAAUUGGAGCUGAUAAUAAGAGAAUAUGUCCAAUCAUACCAAACAACCAAGUUGAAAUAUUUACGACAGUUCGUGCAUCUAUUGUACCUUAUGGUUUAUUGAUACAUUUAGCUGAGACUAACUAA